Messenger RNA from Aspergillus fijiensis CBS 313.89, 347 nucleotides. RefSeq lists its product as uncharacterized. The transcript has 2 exons. Lineage: Eukaryota; Fungi; Ascomycota; Eurotiomycetes; Eurotiales; Aspergillaceae. The record is from RefSeq and is a predicted model, not a curated record. The coding region runs from base 37 to 231 and encodes 64 amino acids.
AUUUCAUUUAUCACCAGGACUUAAGUUUUAACGGCCAUGUCACUGGCCAAGCCUGUACCAGGCCUUAUAUUUUUCAUUGUGAUCAUGGCGACUCCUAUCAUAAACCAUGCCCAAUCUCCACCCUCGCAAUUGAAUAUGCAUGCCUUCGACUAUGUGAUUUUUACAGGUCUCAAUUGUUCGGUUAAUCGGCUGUUUUUGUGCAUGCCACUGAAAUAUCAAUUCGAUCUAUAGAACUCUUGUUGUUGUGGUCAUGGUUGUAGUGAGACUCAACUCAAGCACCAUCCAUGUAGUCUUUUUUUGAGGCGGGCAACUGGGCCCUUUUCAGAAGUAUAACAUUAAGAUAGUUG